Molecule: messenger RNA, 1361 nt
Organism: Hippocampus comes (tiger tail seahorse)
Lineage: Eukaryota; Metazoa; Chordata; Actinopteri; Syngnathiformes; Syngnathidae
Gene: gipc3
Product: GIPC PDZ domain containing family, member 3
Exons: 6
Coding region: 26-1078 (350 amino acids)
Molecular function (GO): protein binding
Source: RefSeq, a predicted model, not a curated record
GGGGGAAGUCAGUGUUUGUCUCUUUAUGCAAGAGCCUUUGCACCAGCAGGGUUCACAGAGGAGGAAGGCACGUGAACAGAUGCAGAGCAGGGACGCUAUGAGCCCGCAGGACUCCAAGGCCGCUGGGGCAGAGGCCAUGGAGGGACACAAGGCCCAAAGCCACAAUCAGGGGCGUAUGGAGCCCACAGCGCCUCCGCUUCCUCCUCCUUCACCACCACCAACGGGGCCGCCGGAAUACCCGCGGCCGAGGCUUAUUUUCCACACGCAGCUGGCUCACGGAAGCCCCACAGGCCGAAUUCAUGGAUUCACCAAUGUCAAGGAGCUGUAUGCCAAAAUUGCUGACGUUUUCAGCAUCUCUCCCUCCGAGAUCCUGUUCUGCACCCUCAAUUCCUAUAAGGUAGACAUGCAGAAGUUACUCGGAGGGCAGAUUGGACUGGAGGACUUCAUAUUUGCUCACGUCAGAGGAGAGACUAAGGAGGUGGAGGUGACCAAGACAGAGGAUGCGCUGGGCCUCACCAUCACAGACAAUGGUGCUGGAUAUGCAUUUAUUAAGAGAAUAAAAGAAGGCAGCACAAUAGAUCGACUGAAGACGGUGUGUGUCGGUGACCACAUCGAGGCCAUCAAUGACCAGAGCAUUGUUGGAUGUCGACAUUACGAAGUGGCCAAGAUGCUGAAAGAGCAACCAAGAGGCAUUCCCUUCACGCUACGCCUGGUGGGACCCAAGAGGGCCUUUGACAUGAUCGGAAUGAGGACCAAAGCACCGAAGUCUAAUGAAGGCAAAAUCGUCAAUGGAAGGGAAACCCUGCGCCUCCGUUCCAGAGGUUCCUCUUCUGUUCAGGAAGUGCAGAAUGAGAUUGAAGAACAGGCCACCAUGAAAGUGGAUGACCUGCUCGAAAGCUACAUGGGCAUUCGAGAUUUAGAGCUCGCAACCACCAUUGUGGAAGCAGGCAAAGACAAGAAGAACCCUGAUGACUUUGCAGAGUCUCUGGACUCAGUUCUGGGAGAUUUCGCUUUUCCUGAUGUGUUUUUGUUUGACGUAUGGGGAGCAAUUGGAGACGUCAAGAAUGGGAAAAUCUAGAUUUGUUUGGAGACCAUUGAGCGGUGCUCCCUGGCACAUCUAAUUAUGAGAAGGCAUUGUAGCCUUCUCAUAUCUGACAUGAAUUUUUAAUUCAUUCAUACAUGUUUAAUGCUUGCAUGCAUUUAACAUUUAUGCAAGAAUAACUUUCUUCUACAAUUAUGGCAGGGACUGAAAUGAGUGUAUGCUUUAUGUCUUGGUCUCCAGUAACAUUAUUGUUCACCUCAGAAUGAGAAUCUGACUACCAUGUACAUUUUCAGGUCAAAUAAAUAAUGUACAGAAAAUG